CACACACUGCUCACACUGCCUCUUGUUCUCUCUCUCUUCUCUGUGUCAUCUUCAUUUCCUCCUUACAUAAGCUGGCUUGAAAAAGCAAUAUUAGUGAUAGUUGACAGCUGGCAAGCAAACGCAAGAGGUGAGGGAACAGGGAGAUCUGCGCUCGCGGUGCAGACUGAGCAUUUUCUACUUCUCAGAAGGAGCUUCAGAGGAGUGUGUGAAAACCGCCCUGUGCUGCUGGAUGGUUGACUGAGCUGUGGGGGAACAUCUGGUGCACAUUUAAAUCCAAGGUAAUCUCUUUCUGAACCACCUGGAACAAACAAAGUGUAAGAUUUAUUGGAUUUUUUGGACGUGUUGAAGCUGUCUCGUCUCGUGUGUGCUUGCAGAGGGUAUGUAGAAAUUGUUUCCAAAGAGCUGGUUGCUGGUUGCAUGAGGUCAUAUCUGUCUCUCAGUUUUCUUCUGUCUUUAAUUUCUUUGUUUCUCUCUCGUCUCUCUGCCUCUCUGUUCCCAGUUCAUUUGCUUUACCUAACCCUAACCCUGUCUCUUGCUUGCCACAUCAGGCCCUUUGACCUUUAGCCCUAACGUCUCAGUUGGAGUGUGAUCCGGUGGGAUGGCAGAGGGCGGUGUGAGUACAUGCCCCCAGGUGUUUGUGGUGGACAGCCAAGCUGGCUACGUCUCCGUGCCCGUGAGCAGGAGGAAACCAAGAUGGGCGAGAGUUGGCCAAAAGUCUCUUCUCCUGCUGGUGGGACUCGCCCUGUUGGGACUUGUUGUCGAGGGAUGUUUCAUCUACAGUCUAUACAAAAAAACGCAGGAAUUUUCCCCCUGUAAGUCUCAUCCUCUCUGCCAGGAUCUGUCUGGCCGGCAGGUAAGUGUGGGUGUUCAGUACUUGUUGGUACGGCAUUGCGUGUCACACUGUCACACUGCCAGAUGUUUGUUGGAGUUUUCAGCUCAAAUGCCUUUUUUUCUGUUUCAGGGUGACACGAUGAGUCAAAUGAGAACUAAAGAGUCCAAUGAGAUUCCCACAGUGCGACCACAUCUGGAUCAGCUCCAACAGAGGCCCUUUGCUCAACUGAUAGGCUCCAACACUCCUAAAGGGGAGAACAAUGUGGUGCUGUGGCUAAACACCGCUGGUGAAACCGUCACCAACAACAUGGUCUACGAAAAUGGCCGGUUGAUAGUCGAGAAGGACGGUUACUACUACCUCUACUCUAAAGUGACAUUGAACUCAUCAGAGGAGUGUGUGCUUAUCCAGCACAAGGUCAUGAAAGGCACCAAGGCCUAUGGAAACAAAAUAGAACUUAUGAAAUCAAAAAGUAUCCGCUGCGGGACCAGGACCACGAAAUCUUCGAGUGCAAAGGCUUCAGAUAGGGAGGAUCGGUGGAACAGUUUUCUGGCUGGGAUCUUCCAUCUGCGGAGUGGAGAUACAAUUUUUGUAGAAUUGGAGAAUAUAGACAAGAUACACCCAGGAAAUACUGAGAAUCUCAUGGGGGCCUUUAUGAUAUUUCCAGGAGAUAUGCUGAAAUAAUACCUCUGUCCCACAUUGUGAUCAGAUUCUAUGUCUCUGUGUGUUAAUUUACACCAUUUGUUGUGGUAAUCUAAAUUAUAUCAAUGAAUGUAUUUGAAUCCCUUAUGAAGAAGCAACAAAAUGGUUGUGAUAUCAUAAAAAAGUAUCUGAUAUUCAGGGUAUGUAUUUGAAAAUUUGUUACCUAUUUUUUUGUGUGAAUAAAAUACUGUUUUUUAUCAAA
Messenger RNA from Sebastes umbrosus (honeycomb rockfish), 1733 nucleotides. Its product is annotated as tumor necrosis factor ligand superfamily member 14-like. The record is from RefSeq and is a predicted model, not a curated record. Gene Ontology annotation, biological process: immune response. The transcript has 6 exons. Gene Ontology annotation, molecular function: tumor necrosis factor receptor binding. Gene Ontology annotation, cellular component: membrane. Lineage: Eukaryota; Metazoa; Chordata; Actinopteri; Perciformes; Sebastidae. The coding region runs from base 599 to 1513 and encodes 304 amino acids.